AUGGGUCUGACCCCUCGUAAGCUCGUCCGCUAUGGCUCAAUUGCAGCUGGCUACGGCGUCGCGACAGGCGUGUUUGCGCUCUUCUUUUUCGGCGACGUCCCGCGUGUCCGACAAGAUAUUCUGCAGAAAAUACCGGUCAUCGGCGACUACUUUGUCAGAGAGAUCCCACCGGAGGACAAUCCUUUCUAG
Molecule: messenger RNA, 189 nt
Organism: Capronia coronata CBS 617.96
Lineage: Eukaryota; Fungi; Ascomycota; Eurotiomycetes; Chaetothyriales; Herpotrichiellaceae
Exons: 1
Coding region: 1-189 (62 amino acids)
Biological process (GO): mitochondrial electron transport, ubiquinol to cytochrome c
Source: RefSeq, a predicted model, not a curated record